Auanema sp. JU1783 is the source of this 465-nucleotide messenger RNA. NCBI's taxonomy places the organism in Eukaryota, Metazoa, Nematoda, Chromadorea, Rhabditida, Rhabditidae. The record is from the annotation of a GenBank genome assembly.
AUGUUCGUGCUUAUCCUGUUGUUGUGCUUUGUGGAAUCAAAAGAGGAGGUCAUAAUGCAUAGUGAUUUGGAAAUCCCCACUUUUCGAGUGGUCAUAGUUUACAUGCUCAGGGCUGAAGUUGAGUUAACGGUGGUCUUCUCAAACAGAGCCCAACGACCUGUUGUUAAGAUAGUUCUGGGAAGAGAAUCGUACUUGGUUGCCUAUAACAUGAAUACUCCCACACCCAGGGAGGUUAGAACUAAUCAGCAGAACCUUACAAUCGAGGAUGAAGACUAUAAGUUAGGCAAUGAAAUCGCAUUCAACGUAUAUUUCAUGAGGUCUGGAGAAAUUAGGCUCGUGAACAAACCAAAAACGUUUGGUCUAGUCAUGUCUCCAAUAGAACCUGAGAACGUUGGUGCCGAAUAUUUGACUAUAUCGACUGACUAUCCGGAACAUGUUUCAAUGAGGAAAGUGUGGGCCUGCUAA